Molecule: messenger RNA, 1132 nt
Organism: Salarias fasciatus (jewelled blenny)
Lineage: Eukaryota; Metazoa; Chordata; Actinopteri; Blenniiformes; Blenniidae
Gene: dhrs12la
Product: dehydrogenase/reductase 12-like a
Exons: 10
Coding region: 50-1012 (320 amino acids)
Source: RefSeq, a predicted model, not a curated record
AAAGCAGAGCACAGAGUCGGGCAGAGUGAGAGUCUCCCAGAGCAGCAUCAUGUCUCUGUACCGCAACUCUGCCUGGUUCCUGAAGGGAGUGACCGAGUUCACCAGGAAUGCUCACCUGUCGGCCUCCAAGCGGUUCGUGGAGAAGGACCUGGAGGUGUCUGUCGCCGGACGCUCCUUCAUGAUCACUGGAGCCAACAGUGGCAUUGGGAGAGCCACGGCCAUGGCCAUAGCAAAGAAAGGAGGAACGGUCCACAUGGUGUGCAGGAACAAGGACAAGGCCGAAGAAGCAAGGGCCGACAUCGUCAAGGAGUCAGGAAAUAAGGAGAUUUAUGUCCAUAUUUUGGACCUGUCGGAGACCAAGAAGGUGUGGGAGUUUGCAGAAGGCUUCAAGAGGAAGUAUAAAGCACUCAAUGUGCUGAUCAAUAACGCAGGUGCCAUCAUGAGUCAGAGAGACGUGAACGCCGAGGGGCUUGAGAAGAGUUUCGCCACCAAUGUCCUGGCGGUCUACAUUCUCACCAAGAGUCUCAUUCCCCUGCUGGAGAAAAGCACAGAUCCCAGAGUGAUCACAGUGUCAUCUGGAGGGAUGUUGGUACAGAAGCUGCGGACGGGAAACCUGCAGUCUGAGAGAGGUCGCUACGACGGCACUUUGGUCUACGCCCAGCACAAGAGGCAGCAGGUCGUGAUGACAGAGCAGCUGGCAAAGACCCACAACACCAUCCACUUCUCCGUCAUGCAUCCCGGCUGGGUGGACACUCCGGCUGUGGCCAACGCCAUGCCAGACUUCCACCGGUCCAUGAAGGACAGCCUCCGGACCCCGGAGCAGGGCGCCGACACGGUGGUGUGGCUCGCCGUCUCCGAGGCCGCCGGCAAAAACCCCAGUGGGCGCUUCUAUCAGGACCGGAAGAUGGUGUCCACCCACUUGCCGCUAGCCUGGACUCACAGUUCCCCUCUGGAAGAGCAGAAGUUGAUGUCACUGUUGGAGGACUUGGCCAAGACGUUCCAGUCGCACUGAGCCGGAGCAGGAAACGCCAAGACGACCACUAACCGUCUCGUACUGACCGAGGCUGGACACUCCUGCGGCUCAAAAUGGGACAAACAUGGAGACGUAUCACAUCCGUGGAGGGAUAAAAAA